Pediculus humanus corporis (human body louse) is the source of this 1200-nucleotide messenger RNA. RefSeq lists its product as uncharacterized. The coding region runs from base 1 to 1200 and encodes 399 amino acids. Gene Ontology annotation, biological process: protein localization to cilium. Lineage: Eukaryota; Metazoa; Arthropoda; Insecta; Psocodea; Pediculidae. The record is from RefSeq and is a predicted model, not a curated record. Gene Ontology annotation, cellular component: cilium. The transcript has 7 exons.
AUGUCGGCAGCGGUAUCUAGACAACAAAAAUUAGAACAACAACGUCAGUUAAUGGAACAAAAAUUACGUCAAAAAAGACAAGCUUUAGGAAUGGUUCAAGCAUCAGAUCGACCUAAACUUCGUAGUGCAGAUUUACGUUAUGAUGGGCCACUUCAGUUUACAAUGCCUGUUGGUAAUCCAGACUCUGUACUUUCAAUGCACAGCAAUACUAUUUUAGACAGUAAUGAAGACUUAGAUAUAUUAAACCUAGAAACUUUGAAUGAAGAGCACAAUAGAGGAAUGGAAGAUGAGGAAUCUACACCAGUUCUUCCUCAAACACCUAAUAGUGAUCUUAGUUCAUCAAUGGGUGUCAUAGUUGACUCUCCAAAUUUUAAUCAAUCUGCAUUAAGAAGCCCUGAAUUAGAAGGAGACAUAUCUGGAAAUUUAGAUUCAUUUGUUUUGAAACCAGCUGUACCAAAGAUGCAUUUUAAGUGUAGAAUAACAAGGGAUAGAAAAGGAAUGGAUAGAGGCUUAUAUCCUACCUAUUUUCUUCACCUUGAAAGAGAUUAUGGCAAAAAAAUAUUUUUGCUAGCAGGAAGGAAGCGCAAAAAAAGCACUACAUCUAAUUAUCUUAUAUCUACUGAUCCAACAGAUUUGUCAAGAGGAGGGGAGGCAUUUAUUGGUAAAUUGAGAUCAAAUUUAUUGGGAACUCAAUUCACAGUUUAUAAUAACGGAGCUUCACCAAAACAUUCAGAUGAUAGCACAACAAGACAAGAACUUGCUGCUGUUGUAUAUGAUACUAAUGUUUUGGGCUUGAAAGGCCCUAGGAAAAUGACAGUUAUUUUGCCUGGAAUGACACAAGAUCAUCAAAGAGUAUUAAUUACUCCAAGCGAUCAGCAUGAAACAUUAAUUGAGUGUUGGAAAACUAAAAAUAUGGAUAACUUAAUUGAACUUCAUAAUAAAACUCCUGUUUGGAAUGAGGAAACUCAAUCUUACAUUUUGAAUUUUCACGGCAGAGUUACUCAAGCAUCAGUUAAGAAUUUUCAAAUUGUACAUGAUAGUGAUGUGGAGUAUGUUGUUAUGCAGUUUGGCCGCGUUGCCGAAGAUGUAUUCACGAUGGAUUUCAGAUGUAUUGUAGCCAGUGUAGUAGAUAUUUAUUCAAUGUAUAAAAAAAGUUUAAUUUAUAACAGAAAUUAUACAAAUUACACCAAAUAUAAAUGA